Labeo rohita (rohu) is the source of this 1500-nucleotide messenger RNA. RefSeq names its product gap junction protein alpha 13.2 (gene gja13.2). Lineage: Eukaryota; Metazoa; Chordata; Actinopteri; Cypriniformes; Cyprinidae. The record is from RefSeq and is a predicted model, not a curated record. The transcript has 3 exons. Bases 349 to 1188 code for a protein of 279 amino acids. Gene Ontology annotation, cellular component: connexin complex. Gene Ontology annotation, biological process: cell communication.
UAAAUCACAUUUCACCAAGAGAAGAUGACCGAUCGAAACAGUCAAGUCUUGUCUGAGACCCUGUGACCUAAUUGAAACCAAUAGAUAUUUCACAUUGUAAAAAAUACAAAAGUUUCGUAGAUACAAUAGUCUUUAAAUCUUAACAAACUGAAUAAGGAAAUAUGUUUUUUUAAAAUACAUGUUUAUGAGUAAUUUAAAAAUAAUAUUUAGGAUUAUUAGUAGUAGUUACGUUUAAUUACAAUUUGGAUCCAUCCGUUCAGGGUGGCAACAAACACUCUGAGCUUACAAGACACACUGUUUUUCUCCAUAAUAUUAUUUGGGAAGCCCUGAAAAACUGAACAACCAACUAUGGGAGACUGGGGAUUCCUCUCAGCAUUACUAGACAAAGUACAGUCCCACUCCACUGUCAUAGGCAAGAUAUGGAUGAGCGUCCUCUUUAUCUUCAGGAUCCUGGUCCUGGGAGCAGGAGCGGAAAAUGUGUGGGGCGACGAGCGAUCCAACUUAGUGUGCAACACCAACACGCCUGGUUGCGAAAACGUAUGCUACGACUGGAAGUUCCCCAUCUCGCAUAUUCGCUUCUGGGUCAUGCAGAUCAUCUUUAUUUCCACUCCAACUUUGGUGUAUCUAGGCCACGUGGUGCACGUCAUCCACCAAGAGAACAAACUGAGAGAGGAGCAGAAAAGGAACCCGAUGUCGAAGUCGCCAAAAUAUACAAACGAACAAGGGAAGGUUGCAAUCAAAGGAACCAUGCUGGGUAGCUACUUGGCCCAGCUGUUUAUUAAAAUCAUUUUAGAGGUGGCCUUCAUUGUUGGACAGUAUUUUCUGUUUGGAUUUAUCAUGGAUCGCCGUUUCCACUGUCCUAAGAUUUUGCCCUGUAUGAUGGAGACAGAGUGUUUUGUGUCUAGACCCACAGAGAAAACCAUCUUUAUUAUCUUCAUGUUGGUGGUAGCAUGUGUGUCCCUGGCCUUGAAUGUUCUAGAAAUAUUCUAUUUGCUUUGUAAAAGGAUUAGUGGGAGAAAUAAGAAAUAUAGGAAUGUAAUGUAUGCUGGCGAUUCCCGAUAUCCUUCACACUAUUCAGUAGAACUUGAUUCUGUUAAUGGAAUGAGGCACAAUGAGUUAAACAUGGCCUUUCAGAACAGGUUGGGUCAACGCAAAAUCAGCCUUGAUGGAGCCAAACCUGAGGCAUAAGGCAACAGGUCAAUGUGGUAACAUGACAAAUACACAUAACUAAUAAAAUCAGCACAGCCUAUGAAGGAAUAAAAAGUUGAUUGUAACUUUUGCUAACUGAACACUAGAUGGCGCUGUAAUCUUCUUGAGUUGCACUCACUAACCCCUAACUUCUGUCACUACAAGGCCAGUGAUGUUUUUUUUCUUUUUGUCUCAGUUACUGUAGUUUUUCAAUGUACUUUUUAAUUUUAUUUUCGCAUAUCAUGCAACACGAAAUAUGUUUAAUCAACUUUUUGUGCAUUAAGAAUAAAUAUUGUGUGAUAAGUAUAUGAA